Molecule: messenger RNA, 567 nt
Organism: Ambispora leptoticha
Lineage: Eukaryota; Fungi; Glomeromycota; Glomeromycetes; Archaeosporales; Ambisporaceae
Source: the annotation of a GenBank genome assembly
UUAGGAUUAAAUAAUAUUUAUUUUAUUCUAACGGAUAAAGAUUUUUCAGAAAUUUCUGCUGCACAAAAAGUCUGGCCAAAUGCCAAAAUUCAAAUUUGCUUUUGGUACAUUAAGAAGGCACUUAAAAAAUGUCUUACAGAUAAUACAUAUCCAAAAGUAAUUCAUUAUAGCUCAUAUUCUGCUCAUGAGGUAUUUGAGUUUAUUGAUAUUAAUUUCCAUCCAACACCACCAUCACAAAUAACUCCAAUGCAAAAAAAAAGUUUUUGCUUUUGUCCCAAAGAAUUACGAGAUACAAUUAUAAAGAUGAUGGAACAACAUAUGCAUUUACAUCCUUUAAUUCCAAAUACUAGCGGAUGUUAUUUAACAGCACAUGAAAUCUGGGAACAAUCAACUAAGCAAAUUUAUGAAUUUUGCGUUUAUCAUAAUUUAAAACUAUUGUGGAUUUAUUUGUGGGAACAUUGGUAUCAUAAAGAACUCUGGGUAUUGUGGACACGAUCUGCAUAUUAUAAGAUUUGCAUAUUUCAUACUACAAUGUUAUGCGAAUCGCACUGGAAAGUUAUUAAAUAG